This is a messenger RNA of Syngnathus acus (greater pipefish), 2328 nucleotides long. RefSeq names its product solute carrier family 13 member 4 (gene slc13a4). Gene Ontology annotation, molecular function: transmembrane transporter activity. The record is from RefSeq and is a predicted model, not a curated record. Gene Ontology annotation, biological process: monoatomic anion transmembrane transport. Bases 17 to 1915 code for a protein of 632 amino acids. Lineage: Eukaryota; Metazoa; Chordata; Actinopteri; Syngnathiformes; Syngnathidae. The transcript has 16 exons. Gene Ontology annotation, cellular component: membrane.
GUCGAGAGCCUCACCCAUGAGGCUGGAGGCCGCAGCCAGAAUGGAUCUGCUCAGGAAGCUGUGGAGGGCGAGGAAUCUGAUCGUGGUGGUUUUCAUCCCGCUCUCCCUCUUGCCACUUCCACUCAUCCACCCCACCAGCGAGGCAAGUUGCGCAUAUGUGCUAAUAGUGACGGCAGUCUACUGGGUCUCCGAAGCUGUUCCCUUGGGUGCCGCCGCUCUCGUCCCGGCCUUCCUCUACCCACUCUUUGGGGUACUCAAGUCAAGCGAGGUGGCGGCCGAGUACUCGAAAGAUACAACGUUGCUCUUGAUGGGAGUCAUCUGUCUGGCCGCGUCCAUAGAAAAGUGGAAUCUCCAUAAACGCAUCGCCUUACGCAUGGUGAUGGUCGCGGGGGCCAAGCCUGGCAUGUUAGUGCUAGGCUUCAUGUGCUGCACAGUCUUCCUGUCCAUGUGGCUCAGCAACACGUCCACCACGGCCAUGGUGAUGCCCAUCGCCGAGGCCGUCCUGCAGCAACUCAUUUGUACCGGCAUGGCCGACAACCUCGAACCCGACGCCGCCGAAGACGAAAGCGACAAAGAGGAAAACCCGGAUAGGAACCAACUGGCGCUGCUUUACCGUAAUGACGGUAGCAACAAUUGCAAUAAACAAGAAGUGUCGACACUCAGUGAGGUCCAGACCGGAGAACCCAAUGGUGUGAAUCCAAACACCAACCAAGACCGCAUCACACAUCCAAACGGACACUUGCCGCAGGUGGCCGUGGAAAUCCCAAACGUGAAACGCGUCAAGGCCCGGCGAGACUCUCAGUAUCCCACCAAGCGGGAUCACAUGAUCUGUAAAUGUCUGACACUCAGCAUCACCUACGCCGCCACUAUCGGCGGACUCAUCACCAUCACCGGCACCUCCACCAACCUCAUCUUCGCCGAGCAGUUCAACACGCGCUACCCGGAUGCUAAGGUGAUCAACUUCGGCACCUGGUUCAUCUUCAGUUUCCCCAUCGCUAUCAUCAUGCUGGUCCUCACCUGGCUGUGGCUUCACUUCCUCUUUCUGGGUUGCAACUUCAGGGAAACGUGCUCGCUGAGUAAGAAACGCAAAUCCAAAAGGGAGAUGAUGUCAGAGAAGAGAAUCCAUGAGGAGUAUGAAAAACUGGGACCGAUCAGCUAUCCAGAAGUGGUCACUGGUGUAUUCUUCAUUCUGAUGACUCUGCUGUGGUUCACGCGAGAACCCGGUUUUGUACCAGGAUGGACAUCGCUAUUUGAGAAGAAAGGCUAUCGCACCGAUGCCACAGUGUCCGUCCUCCUGGGCUUCUUGCUCUUCCUCAUUCCGGCAAAGCGACCUUUCUCCUCGCCUUCUUCGAGCUACAGAAAUUCGGCAUCAGACCCACUGGCUCCCAUGAUCACAUGGAAGGACUUUCAGAGGCUCAUGCCGUGGGAGAUCGUCAUCCUGGUGGGCGGAGGCUACGCGCUAGCCGCCGGCUGCAAGGUGUCAGGCUUGUCGGUGUGGAUCGGUCGCCAGCUGGAGCCCAUGAGCGGACUCCCGCCUUGGGCCGUCACCCUGCUCGCUUGCCUGCUGGUGUCGGCGGUCACCGAGUUCGCCUCCAACCCGGCGACGCUCACCGUCUUCCUGCCUAUCCUCUCCGCACUGUCCGAGACCUUGCGCAUCAACCCCCUGCACACUUUAAUCCCCUCCACUAUGUGCGUGUCAUUUGGGGUCAUGCUUCCUGUGGGGAAUCCUCCCAACGCCAUCGUCUUCAGCUACGGACACCUGCAGAUCAGCGACAUGGUGAAAGCAGGUUUCGGGGUGAACCUGAUCGGCGUUGCUGUAGUGAUGUUGGCUAUCACUACGUGGGGGGUUCCCCUUUUUAAUUUGACUGAGUUCCCGGACUGGGCGGUGGCCGCAAACGUCACUACUAGUUUAUAGUCCCCCCCCCCCUUCUUGUCUGAAUGAACUUAUGGGAAGAAGGUAAAUAGAGGGAAGGGCAUGCUGCUUAUGGGGGCAAUUCACAAUGAAAGCUGAAAAAGAUAUUUUAUAUCCUUAAAUGCUGUGUGAUGAUAUUUUAAACUUUCUUCUCCUGUACAGUAUUUGGGGAAAACAUUUUUAGUAAAUGCAAUCUUGAGGAAGCACAGAAAAGAAAAUUCGCUCCAUGGAAACAAGGCAAAGACUUUUUGGAGUUGCCAUGGUGACAGAUGAAAUACAAUUUUAGGAGAAGAAAAUAAAUGCUUUACAGUUGAAUGCUAAGCUGCUAAAGGAUGAAUGUUGCCUUGGAGAUGUGAAGGAGUCAUUUUUAUGAAUGCAACAUUAAGGUACAAAGGGUGAGCGCACAAACUUUUAUG